This is a messenger RNA of Myotis davidii, 2235 nucleotides long. RefSeq names its product adenylate kinase isoenzyme 6. The record is from RefSeq and is a predicted model, not a curated record. Gene Ontology annotation, molecular function: AMP kinase activity; ATP binding; ATP hydrolysis activity. NCBI's taxonomy places the organism in Eukaryota, Metazoa, Chordata, Mammalia, Chiroptera, Vespertilionidae. Bases 1389 to 1940 code for a protein of 183 amino acids. The transcript is spliced from 2 exons. Gene Ontology annotation, cellular component: nucleus; cytoplasm.
UUGAAAUUUAGAGUAUUUUAGAUAAGUUCAUGGAAUAGAAAAUCUACUGAAGACUAAAUUUUUAGAGCUCUACUACAGAUGAUGAAAGUUUGUGGGAACAUCUGUAACGCAGCUGUAAUAAAAUUUGUUUACUUGAUUGGGAUUGCUUUAGAGGCUCACGCUGGUUCCUUUACCCCUAUUUUCUGCAUUUUUUUGCCGCAUGCCAAGAAAUAAAUUAACACCAACUCCUGGUGGGAUUAGGGGGUCAUUCAGUUUUGUGGCUAUUCUAAGAUUUUGGUUUUAAACUUACGUCCAUUUGAAAGCUCUUCUGUCCUGGCACAGGGCAUGGAUGGUGAAACCAGGAUACCAAAAGAUGGACUGAUUCUGAAAUUAACGUAUUUUCCAGAUGUUUGGAGAAUGGAGGCUUGUUUUCUGUGCUGCUUUUUGUGUGUUCUUGUGUAUGUCUCUUGUGUUUUCAUAGGAAAGCCCCUUGGGGAAGGGCGGAUCUGCUUUUCGGAUUGGGAAAUAAAAUAGGUGUUAAAUUUUUGUGUGAAAACUUUUGAGUUGGUAUUGCCAUUUCUGUGAUAGAUCGAAGAGGCAGCUUCGUUCCGAGGAAGGAGCUGUUGGGAAGGCUGGUGUUGGGGUCAAACUCCGAGGCAGUACCUGAAAGCAGACUUGUUCACAUCUCCAGCGAUUUUCAAUUAGGAAGCGCGCCCCUGGCGCCCUGACUCAGCAGCCUUUUAACCAUGCCUGACUAAAUAGACCUUGUUUUUGAAACUCACAGCAGUGCCUCGCUCCCUGCUGUCUUUUGUUCAUCCUGCUAACACACAGCUGUUUUGUUCAUACAUCAUUUUGUGUUCAGCUGCCCGGUGACUUCCUAUGGUGAAUGAUGGGACACAUGGGAGUUUGAACACCCAAGUGUGUGGUUAUUCAAACAGGAAGUCUCAAGGAAGCUCAGUAUCCUCGUCCGAGGAACAAAAGGUGGAACGGGAAAGGCCACGGAUGGUUCUAAGCCUAAACCAUCUGCAGGGAAACAGCUGACAGUUCCUGAGAGACAGGCACUCGGCAGCUUCAAGGUGGGAUCCUUUCUUCGGAACUUGAUUCAUUUUUUAAAAAAAUGCUUGGCGCCUCCCACCCUAAUCCAUAAAACAGACAGAAAUGGAGAUGAACAAAGUAACGUGGCCGCUUUACCCAUGGGGAAGCGUGUGGAUCUUAGGAAAGAAGGUGCAACAACUCGCCUUUCUGGAAGGCGACAAACGCUGUCCCCAGGUGCAAGCCAAGAGGUGGGACUUCACAGGGACUUGGAGAGCGGACGGGGUGGAUGGAAAGAUGAAAUUCUGCACAGCCUCUGGUCACUGAGCACUGGAGGACUGUGAGAUGAAGGAGAGAGUGGGUUCUACACAGGAAGCAUGCAUUCUAGCAGAGCCAUGGCAGUGAGGACCGUGUUGCCUCUGAACAUCCUGCUCACGGGUGCACCAGGGGUUGGAAAAACCACACAAGGCAGAGAACGUGCAUCAAGAUCGGGACUGAAACACAUUAAUGUGGGUGAUUCUGCUGGAGGAGAGCAGUUAUAUGAUGGUUAUGAUGAAGAAUAUGAUUGUCCCAUUUUAAAUGAAUUGAGAGUAGUUAAUGAGUUAGGAAACCAAAUGAGUGAAGGUGGAGUUCUUGUUGAUGACCACAGUUGUGAUUUCUUCUCUGAACGCUUGUUUCAUACAGUUUUUGUGCUGAAAACCGGUAAUAGUGUACUGUACCAAAGACUUGAAACAAGGGGUUAUAAUGAGAAGAAACUAAAAGAUAAUGUCCAGUGUGAAAUAUUUCAAAUUCUUUAUGAAGAAGCAUUAGCAUCCUACGAGGAAGAAAUAGUGCAACAGCUGCCCAGCAAUAAACUAGGAGAUUUAGAGGAUAAUAUCGAUCAGAUACUGAAGUGGAUUGAGGAAUGGAUCAAAGAUCAUAGCUCUUGACUUAUAAGACUGGCCACUUUAUAAUCACUCUUGUAUUUCCCUGCCCACAUCAUAUAAAUUGUCCAAUUAUUAGUAAACCCCUUUUAUUAAAAUUGUGCUGCAGAACUGGUAGGUGUAUAGUAUAAAGGUUUACGUUUGUGUGUUUUUUUCCCCCAUGAGAAAGCUGAACAACCUUAAGCAUAAUAAAUAUAAUGUUAUUAAAGAUGGGACUAGAAACAGUCAUCAUUUCAUGCUUCAAUUGCUAAAGAAUAAAUAAAUAUGACCAAAUGUGUGGAUGGAUAUCUUUUAAGUUUAU